UUGGUUUUGAGUUCAAACCAAAUUGUUAGUUACCUGGAAAUUUUCUAGCUAAAACGAUAAACCCAACCCAAUUGGAAUACAGACAAAAAAACGGGCAGAGCAUAGAGCUCUGGGAUUAUUUGGUGGGACUAGAGGGUAGAGGUAGUUGACAACGAUGUAUGUAUGUAAGGGCAUACUUAAGUAUGGUAGGUAUAAAGAGAACCGAAGACCUGGGAACGGGAGAGAAGCGAUAAUUAGGCUGUUAUCUGAUGAUAGCCAUAGGCUUUGCCGUUGGCACUGUCAUAUCCAGCGGCACUUGCAAAUGGCUAGUCGAGCUGGUUGGUUUCGUGGUCCGAGCCUGUUGCUCGCCCUCUUGCUGCUCGGCACCGUGCUGGGUCUCUAUAAGCUAAGCCGUUCCCCGUUGGUCAAUCAAUAUGGCGUACUUCAAGAUUAUUUAGAGAGCAAUCGACCAGAAACUGAAUCUCUGGCCACUGGCACACGCAGCAUAUUGCUUUGGAGUGAAUUCUUUGGCGAUCCGCGUUGGAGUCUGCCAGGCGACACAUUGGGAACUCAAGAUUUUCGCGACGAACUCAAGUGCCCGGUUUAUCAGUGUGAACUGACUAAUAAUCAUGAUUUUCUACCCAGUUUGGAUAUGUACGAUGCGAUCGUUUUUCAUGUAGCCGAACCAUUUCCAUUCCUCGAAUCCGUUCCAUCCAGGCGUCGACCUCAACAGACCUAUGUGUUUGCCACCAUGGAGUCGCCCGGCGAGACAAAGCAUCAGUUGAGCAAUGAGCAGAAUUUCUAUAAUCUCACCAUGACAUAUCGUUUGGAUUCGGAUAUUGUAUGGCCGUAUGACCAUUUCAUCGAUAAGGAGACGCAGGCAAUUGUCGCCCCAAAGAGACAACCAAAUUGGCGCAAACCACCGAUCUCUGGCUGGAAUGAUACCCAAGUGUGGAAUCUUUGGCCAGGUAAAACAAAAAUGGUCACCUGGUUUGUCUCUCACUGCCCAACGCUGUCCAAGCGUGAGGAUUUGGCCAAGGCCCUGCAGGCAUAUAUCGAGGUGGAUAUCUAUGGGAAGUGUGGACCGCUUAGCUGCAAACGAGGUGAUCCACGAUGUGAGGAAAUGCUAGAUACCGAUUACAAAUUCUAUUUGGCAUUUGAGAACUCCCUGUGCACUGACUAUGUAACGGAGAAACUGUUUGGAGUACUGCAUCGUAAUAUCAUUCCCAUUGUGUUUGGUGGUGUGGAUUACGCAAGAUUUUUACCACCACACUCGUACAUUGAUGCCAAUCAAUUUGAUACUGUGGAACUAUUGGCCGCUCAUCUAGAGUUUGUGGCCAGCAAUGUGGAGGAAUACAUGAGCUAUUUCUGGUGGCGAGAGUACUACGAAUUGGCCACAUUUAGUCCAUUUUGUGAACUCUGUGAACACUUGCAUAGACCCGGCGGAAGGCACAGGAUGCAAGUCUACAACGAUAUUGAGGCCUGGUGGUUCAAUAGUUGUCGUUUCAAGACCCAUAUACAAUUUGCCGCCAGCCAGACACGAGACUGAAAAGGAUAGAGAUAGAGUGAAUUAGAGCAACAUGGCAAUAGUGAACUAGACUAUCUAGUAUAUAUGUACAUAUGUCUGUAUGUUGGUCUAUUAUAGAACUAUACAUAUCAUUCAUUUUUUUCCAUGUGCUAUGACUUAUAUUCUGAUGAGUCAAUUCCUACUGUACCUCAAUUGUUAUCAAUUGAUAGAUAACUAUAUGCUAUAAUUAAGUAAAUAUUGUAUUUAUUUAACUUAAAGAUAAGCCAAUACUUUAUCUCCACAAAAAAGUAUACAAAAUGAUUUCAAGUUUUAAGAAAUAUAGAGUAGUUAAAAGUA
This is a messenger RNA of Drosophila willistoni, 1843 nucleotides long. Its product is annotated as alpha-(1,3)-fucosyltransferase C. The transcript has 3 exons. Gene Ontology annotation, cellular component: membrane. Bases 155 to 1528 code for a protein of 457 amino acids. Gene Ontology annotation, molecular function: alpha-(1->3)-fucosyltransferase activity. The record is from RefSeq and is a predicted model, not a curated record. Lineage: Eukaryota; Metazoa; Arthropoda; Insecta; Diptera; Drosophilidae.